This is a messenger RNA of Choloepus didactylus (southern two-toed sloth), 573 nucleotides long. RefSeq names its product ribosomal protein S13 (gene RPS13). Bases 74 to 529 code for a protein of 151 amino acids. The transcript is spliced from 6 exons. Gene Ontology annotation, molecular function: small ribosomal subunit rRNA binding; structural constituent of ribosome. Lineage: Eukaryota; Metazoa; Chordata; Mammalia; Pilosa; Megalonychidae. The record is from RefSeq and is a predicted model, not a curated record. Gene Ontology annotation, cellular component: cytosolic small ribosomal subunit; ribosome; nucleolus. Gene Ontology annotation, biological process: translation.
UUCCUUCGUGCUAGGUGGCUUCCUGCGGUGUUUCCUCCUUCGCUCUCUUUUCAACUGCUUGACUGCCGCCAUCAUGGGUCGCAUGCAUGCUCCUGGGAAGGGCCUGUCCCAGUCGGCUCUGCCCUAUCGCCGCAGCGUCCCCACAUGGUUGAAGUUGACAUCUGAUGACGUGAAGGAGCAAAUCUACAAACUGGCCAAGAAAGGCCUGACUCCUUCACAAAUAGGUGUGAUCCUGAGAGACUCACAUGGUGUUGCACAAGUACGUUUUGUGACAGGCAAUAAAAUCUUGAGAAUUCUGAAGUCCAAAGGACUUGCUCCUGAUCUUCCUGAGGAUCUCUAUCAUCUAAUUAAGAAAGCUGUUGCUGUUCGAAAGCAUCUUGAGAGGAACAGAAAAGAUAAAGAUGCUAAAUUCCGUCUGAUUCUGAUUGAGAGCCGAAUUCACCGAUUAGCUCGAUAUUAUAAGACAAAGCGAGUUCUCCCCCCAAAUUGGAAAUAUGAAUCAUCCACAGCUUCUGCCCUGGUUGCAUAAAUUUCUCUAUGUAUUUAGGCAAUAAAGUCAUUGUUUAAGCCUGU